Messenger RNA from Anolis sagrei ordinatus, 3958 nucleotides. RefSeq names its product B cell scaffold protein with ankyrin repeats 1 (gene BANK1). NCBI's taxonomy places the organism in Eukaryota, Metazoa, Chordata, Lepidosauria, Squamata, Anolidae. The record is from RefSeq and is a predicted model, not a curated record. Gene Ontology annotation, molecular function: protein tyrosine kinase binding; signaling receptor binding. Gene Ontology annotation, biological process: B cell activation; negative regulation of phosphatidylinositol 3-kinase/protein kinase B signal transduction; negative regulation of B cell activation.
AAACAAAGUUCCCCUUUAGCAGCCAACCAAGAGGGAGACGGUGAGGAAGUGAAGUUGAUAAGCUGCAACAGGAAUGGUAUCUUUUCAGCCUGUACAUCCUCUCUUUAGAAGACGGCCGUGAAGCCUGGAUCAAGCAAGUCCCGGAUACCCCAGAGUUAUGCUAUUCUGCCUCUUCUGUUCUUCCACCUGCUCUGCAGAGAGAAAAAGAUACAUUCUCAUCUGACAAAGCAACAACAAUGGCAAACAAUUCAGAAAGCACACAUGGCAUUCUGGUUAUCUAUGAUGAAGAUGCAGAAGAAUGGGCCUUAUAUUUGAAAUCAAUUUUCAAGCACAUUAUAUUAGAAGACAGAAUUGCACUUUACAACCUCAACACAAUGUCCCUGUAUGACCUGGAAUUCCAGUCGCUGUGCUCUUUUGGAUGUAAACUCUUGAUUAUAUCAAGCAAGCUUCUGAACGGCUUGAAUCUAAUGAAAAGAUAUUUUCUAGAUCAGAUUCUUCAGCCUCCUGAAAAAGUGGUGAUUUUUCUUUGUGGGAUUGAGAAUUCAGCCAUUAUUUAUCAGGGACUGAAUAUAGACACAACCAAUCCGCUGGUUACCACUGAUGAAGACCCCGAAGUUUACCUUACAGUGAUUUCCGGCAUCAUGCAACAAGGUCUUUAUGAACUCUUGCCUUUGGACUUUAAAAAUGGCUUGAAGCUUGAAGAUGUGAGUGUGAAAACAGAAAAGACCCUGGAAACCUCAGAAAAGCCAGCAGUCCUAUUGCUGCCAACAAGGAUAUCAUGUGAGAGCCCUGGAGAAAUAUUCAUUCUCUUGCAAGAUGAAGUCCCUGGUGAGCCUGUAGUAAUUGAGUUCAUAACAGAAAUGGAAUGGAUCAGGACUGAGCCAGACUUUUGGAAUCAGCACGUCAGGUAUAUGAAAGCUUUAGAUUUUCCUGCUGGCGUUGUAAAUGUAAAUGUCUACUGUGCGGGUGUCAUUAAAGCUACAACUCAGAUUGAAUACUACACAACAGUUGGGGAGAUUGAAUCAAUGUUUCAGAAAUUGACUGAUCCAAUAGCCUUUGCUUGUCAGGCUUCCAGGUUUUCUUCAGCAGAGAAAGUGGAUAACAUUCUGACAUUUUUAUUGAAAGGUCCAGUUAUCUCUAAUGGUUGCUUUCCACAUGAAUCACUGGAUCACCACCAACAGACCGACUCACAUUCAGAAGAGCUUCCCACUCUUCUCCACUGUGCAGCAAAAUUUGGGUUAAAGAAGCUUGCUGCUCUUCUCCUUCAAUGUCCUGAGGCAAUCCUAGCUUGCAGCUUAAACAACAAAUAUGGAGAAAAUCCAGCACUUCUUGCUGAAAAGCAUGGCCAUAGGGAGAUUCAGAAGAUCAUUAAAGAACAGUCACUAAAUGAAGACAAGAAGGAAAAAGAUAGUCCAGAGGAAGAAGUGAAGGUUGAAGAUGAUACCUAUGUGAUGAUGAUGAAAUCAAAAUCUCAAUGCAAUACAUUUAGCACAAGAGAACAGCCUGGAGCCUGUAGGAAAAUCAAGAAGAACAGAGGCAUGGACAACGAGGCAGAGCAGGAAGAAGAUGAAGGGAAAAGAAUAGGAGAGAAAGAAGCACCGACACCAGCAGAAGAAGGAGGAAAUAAAGUGGAGGAGAAACUUCAUCGCUUGGGUGGUAUUGAUGAGAAAUAUAGUAUGAUAUUCAACGAAGUCUCACAAAUACAUUACAGAGAUUUUAACUAUGCUGACAGGCCACCAUUACCACCUCGAAUUCAACCUAUUACUGCAAGACAGGAUGGGUUUUCCUACUUGUCUCCAGCAUGGGAAAUAGUAGAAGACCAAAAGUUCAUGACAGAAACACGUGGAGAUAAAGAAGACAUGUCUCACAAAGAAAAAGAGGAAAAUCCAUACACUUCCACUCUGUUGGAUGAGGGAGUCUAUGAUAUGAUUCUUGCUAAUGUCAUAAAAGAUCGGAAUAAAGGAAGCAAAUCUUUCAUUAUGAACCGGCCACCAGCACCUGCACCUCGUCCUUCAUCUUUCCCUAUGAAACAGGAGAACACUCCCUACAUAGCACAAGUUUUUCAGCAAAAGGUGAACAGGACUCAUGUCGAUAACAAGAAGCCUAUCUAUGCUGAUGGGAAACCAGAAAGAGCUGGAAAUUACAAUACCACAUAUACUACUGAUAUGCCCACUGUCCCAUCAGGCCAAGAAGAACUGAUACUAUUGCAGGAGCAAGUGAAGAGGGGAACAAUUUCUAUGGAUGAAGCUGUGGAGAAAUUCAAAGAAUGGCAGAACCAUAAAAGUGGAUUAAAAGUCAUCCAGAAGGAAAAAAUAUGCCAGCUCAGAGGCUCUAUUAUCAGAAAAAGACCAGAGGAGGAAACUGUGUACGAUAAAAUCACCACUGUUCGUUAUCAACAUGGUUCCAUGAAAAAAGGAAAAGAAAGUGUUGAUGCCAAAGGCAUUAUGUACACCACUCCAUUAAGAAAGCCAACUCUCCUUUGACACCCACCAGGAAAAGAGUGUUGGACCUGGCAAUUACCAACAGAGUGCCACUUUUUGUACUUCCUGUGAAACUUUCUCAACUUCUCACACUGAAGAUCCUUCAGUCCACGUCACCAUGGAAGGAUCAUAGUUUCAGCAAAGUCAGUGGGAUAAUGUUGAUCUAUGAAGACUGCAUAAGCAAUCCUUUUCAUCAGAGGAAACCAGAACAGAGAGAAGCAACAGUCCCUCCUUCUCUUUUCUUUAUUCUAGAAGACUGGGAGCCCUUUCACAUAGUGCCAUGGUUCCAUUACCUCCUAUAGAAUCCUGGAUUUAUAGUUUGGCAAGGUACUAAAGAAACUUUCUGAAUGAGCAUUCUAAAUUGUAGCUACCAGAACUUAUAGCAGGCUGUCAUGGCAAUUAAAGUAAAAUCAUAAUGCUGUAAUUGUGUAGUGUAAAGGACCCUUGAUGCCAGAUAACUGGAUUGACACCACCCUUACCCUAUAAAAGUAUGCUGGCACACAAUAUGCAAGUUUUGGUCAGGUUUUAUGUUGAAGGCUGUUUAUAACCUAUUGGAGACUUGUAUAGAAAUUCAGAGAGCCACUUAUAAUAACAAGAAGAGCUGGAGUUUGAAAAGCUACUUGUUUGGACCACAACUCCCAGUAUCCUCCUGGAAAUCAGUGGCUCAGUUUCUGGGGAAUUCUGAAAGUUAUAGUCCUGAAGAAAAGUAAACAGGAAUCUGAAAAUUCAACUUGUUGAGGUUUGUGAUCCAAAAAAAGAAACUUGUGCUAUACAAGCUGCCAUCCGUAUCCAUGCCCUGUUCACCCUAACAGCUCAUUAGACAUCUUGACCAAUGAUCAAUCUUAUUUGCCCCCAAGGAACUGGGAAAUUGAUGCUUCUGUUUGAUGUUUGAUAUUUUGUUGCAUGUCUGAUAUGAUGGUUGCAUUUUUCAUUUAAUUUUUGUUGUUAAGUUAUAAUUUGCUGGGUUGUCAAUUUUUGUUAUUAUGGGUGUAUUGUUAUUAUGUUCAGGCAUUGCAGUUUUAUGUUUGGAAUCUGUCCUGAGUCUCUCCGGUGAGAUAGGAUGGAAUAUAAAUGAAGUUUUAUUAUUGUUAUUAUAUUAUUACAAGAAUAAUUAAUUCAGCUUAUUGGUUAUUUAAGACCUCAUCUACACUGACAUAGAAUCCAGUUUCUGAAUCCAGACUAUCUGUUUUGAACUGGAUUAUAUGGCAGUGUAGGCUCCAGUUCAAAGCAGAUAAUCUGAAUUCAGAAACUGGAUUCUAUGGAGGUGUAGAUCCAACCUUAAAUGAUCUCUGAAUGCCAUGUAAUUGCAUGUCUUCUAUUACAUCCUACAAUCUUUUGAAGUGUUUGCUUGCAUUGGACCGUCCAGCAAAUAGGACUGAUAAGAGUUGCAGUCCAGCAAUAUCUGGAGGACCACAAAUUGCUCAUCCCUGUUUUAGUUCUAGAGGAAUAAAGGUGAAUUUGGAGAAAUGUUUGUGUUA